AUGCCGUCGGACCCAUAUUAUCGCUCUGCGCUCACCAAGAUCAACGAGCGCACCUCUGGAUCAGCUCCUCCGCCUGCCACAGCCAAAGUCAACACUGCAGGCCGCAUAGUGAGCAAUGUCCCAGAGCCAGCUGCGCGCACGCCCUCAGAAGACGAAUUCUUCGCCAUAGACGAUACAGGGGACAGGAAGCCGAAUCCCACUUUUCUGAAGCAACAUUUCUUUCGAGAAGGGCGCUUGACCGACUCACAAGCCUUGUAUAUACUUCAACGCACAACGCAGGUACUAUCUAAGGAGGCGAACAUGGUGCAUGUAAAGAGUCCUGUGACGAUCUGUGGAGAUAUCCAUGGCCAAUACUACGACCUGAUGAAGCUGUUCGACGUUGGUGGACCGCUAACGGAUAACUCGUAUCUGUUCCUGGGAGAUUAUGUAGAUCGUGGUUGUUUCGGCAUUGAAUGCCUGUUGUACCUUUACGCCCUCAAACUUUGGUAUCCUGGAAAAUUUGUACUACUACGCGGCAACCAUGAAUGCCGACACCUCACCGAGUACUUUACGUUCAAACGCGAAUGCUUGCAUAAAUACUCACCAGAAGUGUACGAAGCAUGUAUAGCUUCGUUCAACGCCCUUCCUCUAGCAGCCCUUGUAGACGGCCGCUUCUUCUGUGUACAUGGUGGCAUUUCACCUGAGCUUGUUACACUAGAUGAUAUUAGGGCUAUUAACAGAUUCGAAGAGCCUGGAUCUCACGGGCUUCUCUGCGACCUCCUCUGGUCCGACCCCAUCUCGGAUUUCGGCCAUGAGCAAGAACGGGGAGUACCACAGGGCACGACCUUUCUCAACAACGCCACGAGAGGGUGUUCAUAUUAUUUCACAUAUGAAGCAGCCUGUCAGUUCCUGGAACGCAACAAUCUUUUGGGGAUAAUACGAGGGCAUGAAGCACAAGAUGCUGGAUAUACCAUGCACCGGAAGACGCCGACAAAGAAAUUCCCUUCCGUCAUAACCAUCUUCUCGGCACCCAAUUACCUCGACGUAUAUCAUAAUCGCGGCGCGAUACUGAAGUACGCAAACAAAAAUAUCACCAUCAGACAGUACAACUCCAGUCAGCACCCUUAUUGGCUACCCAACUUCAUGGAUGCUUUCACGUGGAGCCUACCGUUCGUUGGCGCAAAGAUCACUGAAAUGUUACUCGCGAUCCUCAGUAUAUGUAGCGAAGAAGAGCUGAACGAAUCCGACGAAAGUGAGGAAGAAGAGGUCACCCGUCCAUCCGAAGAAGAGAUCCAGCAACGCAGACAAGUCAUCAAAAACAAGAUCCUGGCCGUUGGUCGUAUGCAAAGGGUCUUCCAACUUCUGCGAGAGGAAUCAGAGAACGCUUCAGAAUUGGUACCGACUGGUGAACCUAGUGGUUCAGCCUCUGUUGCUGCUCGCAAUGGACCAGACGCUCUUGGGGUGCAAGGCUAUCAGAUACGGCGACAAAUACACAGCUUCGCCGAUGCACGCCGCUCCGACAUCGCGAACGAACGUCUACCUACUAGAGUCGACUCAUCGUCGCCUAUAUCACCGACGUUCCCGCCGCCAAGUAUGCGACGCGGAAGCGAAGACGGCAUCAAUAUGGAGAUGCUCAUCAAGAAGACGUUGUCGGAAGACGUCGACGACGGUGGGUAUGUACAGCGGAUCGCUGAUACCAUAGCUAAGGAGAGACCACCCGUUGGUAGACCACGGGCGUUGAAGAGAUUCGAGACAACGUGA
Messenger RNA from Pleurotus ostreatus (oyster mushroom), 1740 nucleotides. RefSeq lists its product as uncharacterized. Gene Ontology annotation, molecular function: calmodulin binding; calmodulin-dependent protein phosphatase activity. Gene Ontology annotation, biological process: fungal-type cell wall organization; calcineurin-mediated signaling. The transcript has 12 exons. The record is from RefSeq and is a predicted model, not a curated record. NCBI's taxonomy places the organism in Eukaryota, Fungi, Basidiomycota, Agaricomycetes, Agaricales, Pleurotaceae. The coding region runs from base 1 to 1740 and encodes 579 amino acids. Gene Ontology annotation, cellular component: calcineurin complex; cytoplasm.